This is a messenger RNA of Nannochloropsis gaditana CCMP526, 503 nucleotides long. RefSeq lists its product as uncharacterized. The transcript is spliced from 5 exons. The coding region runs from base 41 to 370 and encodes 109 amino acids. The record is from RefSeq and is a predicted model, not a curated record.
UGGCAAUGUCUUGGUGGCCCGCCGAUACGGGAGGCGAGUCAUGAGCUGGGCGGUACCUACGGAGAACAAGCACAGUAGUUUUGUGAAAAGGGAAAUGUACAAAGAGUACUGGGACCCGGCGUUUAAACGGGCGCGAUGGGAAUCAUACUUCUCCGCCGCAGCCGAGGAGGAAAGGCAACAGGCAGAAAGGAUCUACGCAUGGAUGUGGCAAGGCUUUUCUGCCGAGGAUUUCUUCGGGGCUCAAUUCGGAGAAGAGGGCCGUAAGGGGUUCCGACGGCGAGCAGGGGCACGGCGGGUUGAAGCCCUGAAGACGCUGGAGCUCUCAAGCAACCCUUUGGAGGAGUUGAAGGAGGAGACGAGUAUCCCCUGAAGAACGCGCCAAAAGCAGCCAGGAGUUCAAGAAGGUGAACGCGGCUUUCACUUUCUUGAUGGAAGAGGUGGUAGAAGGGAGAAAGAGGGAGGAGGAGGAUGACUGGUAGGGCAGGCAGGACGGAGGGGUGGAA